Messenger RNA from Halteromyces radiatus, 709 nucleotides. RefSeq lists its product as uncharacterized. NCBI's taxonomy places the organism in Eukaryota, Fungi, Mucoromycota, Mucoromycetes, Mucorales, Cunninghamellaceae. The record is from RefSeq and is a predicted model, not a curated record. Bases 80 to 571 code for a protein of 163 amino acids. The transcript has a single exon.
CUUUUUUUUAUUUUUAUUUUUAUACCAUUCAUCCAUCCAUUCAUUCAUUUUAUUUCAUUCCUUUUUAUAUCAAAUAAAAAUGUUGACUCGACUCACUACGUUCAUCUUCUUGAUGAUGAUCUGUUUUUUACAAGUCAUCCAAUGUCAAGUAGGACCCACCAUUUAUACUCCAGCUAAUAAUGAUACUGUUAAUCCAGGUUCAACAAUACCCAUCACAUUUGGUUAUCAAAACCUUGGUACAGGUGCAGUAGCUGUUAAUAUUUCUUUAUGGCAAGAUUCUGCUGCCACUCAAAAGAUUCAAGACGUCACAACCAAUUAUCAACUUCCUCCCAAUAACUCAUCUGGUACUCAUGUUGAUUUUACAACUAAUGCUACAUACAACUGGAACGUCCCUCAUGGUAUGAACUUUUCUUUUUAUCUCACUGUGACUGAAAUUACUGAAGCUGAACUGGGUAACUAUACUUUACAAUCUUUCCCCAUAAUGUUACAUCCUUCUGCUGCUUGGGCUGUUCUGCCUAAUUUGAUUCUUGUUUUAUCCUUGGCCUUGGCUGUUCUAACUUAUCAAGUAUAGAUCAACAUCAUCAACACACACAAAGUUUUAUAAUGUAUCUUAUAAUAAAAUAAAGUAGCUCUUCUGAUCUAUUGUGCUAAUCCCCCCCACAAUCGGAAAUUGAAUCCAUACUUUCUUUUCUUCUUUUUUUUUUUUUUU